Messenger RNA from Caenorhabditis briggsae, 210 nucleotides. Lineage: Eukaryota; Metazoa; Nematoda; Chromadorea; Rhabditida; Rhabditidae. The coding region runs from base 1 to 210 and encodes 69 amino acids. The transcript has 2 exons. The record is from RefSeq and is a predicted model, not a curated record.
AUGUUCAUCACGAUUCGAAUUCAAAACUUCCGAUUCCCAGUCCUAGAGCCGUUUUGGGCAGCUGAACAUACGGCCAAUCUAUGGACUAAAUUGUUCCCAUCAUAUGCUACCUUCACUGCUGCUCAAAACCGACCACUUCCUCGUGUCGGAAACACCGAGCAGUACGAUUUCGACGCAAUUUCCCUACAAUUCCACCUUGAUCCCAAUUGA